Brassica oleracea var. oleracea is the source of this 1747-nucleotide messenger RNA. RefSeq names its product protein IQ-DOMAIN 1-like. NCBI's taxonomy places the organism in Eukaryota, Viridiplantae, Streptophyta, Magnoliopsida, Brassicales, Brassicaceae. The transcript has 7 exons. Gene Ontology annotation, molecular function: protein binding. Bases 295 to 1509 code for a protein of 404 amino acids. The record is from RefSeq and is a predicted model, not a curated record.
GUCACACGGCGCAAAUUUAGCACCCUGACGGCGUGCAAUCUAUCCAAUCAUUCACUCAUUCGUAUCUAUGGAGAGGGAAACGAAACGAUAAAAAAAAAAAAAAUCAAAUUUCAGCUAGUCAAUUCCUAUCUGUAAUAAUCCAUGAGACUGUUUCGAGAGAGACAGAGAAAGUAGGCAAGAAAGACGGUCAGUGAGACUGAAGAUCACUCACUUUCACACCCUCCUCGGAGAUCUCAUCGGCUGCUGAUCUUUCCUUCCCCGCCGUUUUGCAGGUUUGGUGUUCUCAUUGAUGCAAUGGGUGCUUCAGGGAGAUGGAUUAAAGCAUUGGUUGGUUUCACCAAGUCUGAUAAGUCAAAGUCUUCAAAGAAGGAUGAUAAUGUGAAGAUUGCUACCAAGAGCCGGUUUGGGAGGAAGCAUUCAGUUGAUUUUAAUGCUGAGAAGUUCCAAGAUGGACUUGAAGAUUUAAUUGUCCAUAGUGUGAUAGAUGCUGGAGUCUCUACUUCAACUUCAUUACAAUCAUACGCCGCACCUUGUGAAGAACAAAGGAAGGAACACAUGGCUGCAACGCGCAUCCAAUCAGCUUUUCGAGCCUUUCUGGCUACAAGGGCUUUACGAGCGUUGAAGGGUUUGGUUAGACUACAAGCCCUUGUUAGAGGACACGUUGUGAGAAAACAAGCAGCUGUAACCCUUCGGUGCAUGCAAGCGUUAGUAAGAGUCCAGGCUCGUGUACGUGCAAGACGUGUUCGUCUCUCCUUGGAAUGUGAAACGGGUCAGCAGACGCUACAACAGCAAGUAACAGAUGAAGCCCGGGUUCGAGAAAUAGAGGAAGGCUGGUGCGAUAGCAUUGGAUCUGUUGAACAAAUCCAAGCAAAGCUGGUAAAGAGGCAGGAAGCUGCAGCUAAGCGUGAGAGGGCUAUGGCUUAUGCUUUGACUCACCAGUGGCAAGCAGGAACUAGGCAGCUGUCUGCGCACAGUGGAUUUCAACCUGACAAAAACAGCUGGGGAUGGAACUGGCUGGAGAGAUGGAUGGCUGUUCGUCCAUGGGAGAAUCGGUUUCUUGACAGUAGUAACCCCAGAGAGGAUGCAAACUUAAACAAUAUGGAGCAGUGUGAGAAUGUGCAUAGAACACAGAUGAAAAGUGCAAGCAGGAUGCCAAACACUUCAAGUCUUGUAUCCGGUGGUGUUUCGAGUGGGAAGGCAACAGGGCCAUCUCUGUCUGAUAAUGAUUCUUCUUCACCUGGAAGCAUUCCAGUGGUAUCCAAAGCAAGGUCAAAGCUUGCUAAAGACGAUCUUGCUGUUGAAGUUAACUCAAGUAGACCUGGUGCUGUUUCAAGAUCUCACAGCAAUCCAAAAGAAAGAUCUUCAAAGGAACGGUUAUCUCUACCAAACAGUGGAAAAUCAUUAGGAUCACAGUCAGCUAAAGCCAUCAGAGCAGGAAAACUCACGCAAACAUCUGCGCAAAAUCAGAGAAGACGCAACUCGAACCCAAUAAGGCAAAGGCUUGCAUAGCCCUGCUAGAGUCUCUGAGAAUCAUCAGUCCAAAUCCCUCUCCCAUCGUUCAUGUACAUACACAGCUUCUGAGACACAAUCAUGGGAGAACUUAUGUUGUCUUUCUUUCUGUCUUCAUUGUUGUCUGUGAUUUAUGGUUAGCCAUCCUUUUUGUCCAUGAAUCUCUGUGGAUUCCUUAUAUGACGUAUAUACAUACUUAUGUAAUAAUUUGUUUUUGUCAGUUUGUAUUAACUUUGUA